This is a messenger RNA of Strongylocentrotus purpuratus (purple sea urchin), 756 nucleotides long. RefSeq lists its product as uncharacterized. Lineage: Eukaryota; Metazoa; Echinodermata; Echinoidea; Camarodonta; Strongylocentrotidae. The transcript is spliced from 6 exons. The coding region runs from base 1 to 756 and encodes 251 amino acids. Gene Ontology annotation, biological process: homophilic cell-cell adhesion; heterophilic cell-cell adhesion. The record is from RefSeq and is a predicted model, not a curated record. Gene Ontology annotation, cellular component: adherens junction.
AUGACGAUUGCGAAUGCAGAAGUCGAGGAUGAUGGGGACUAUAGAUGUGUUCUCCCAACAGACCCCACUGGCGAUGAUAUUAAUCUGGUGGUAGAAGUUGCAUCUACUAAGACAUUGACUCUGACUAGUAUCGUGACAGACAAUGUGGAUAUGUACGUAGCAACAUGUGAUGCUGUUGGAGGCAAGCCACAAGAGACUAUUACAUGGAUUCUCAAUGGAGUUACACAGACUGAUGGCAAUGGGAACACGAUAGUUGAUACAAACCCAACAGCUACAGCACCUUUAUCUAACUCAAAGAGCGUGUUCACAUUUCCUGCAACUCUAGAGAAUUAUAGACAGACCUUGGUUUGUCAAGUCUCUGGACAUGAUGUGCUUACAGAGCUGAAUGGAGAUAAAUCUAUAGAUUUAGAUAUUCAUGAAUCUGCUGCUGAUUUCACUGUCACUGUAGAUUAUGUAACCCAAGGAGCAGGCAUCACAGUGUCAUGUACUGCCCUAAUCCAACCUAGCCCAGCCAUGAGAAUCUACUCCAUAUUCUCCAAUGGCGAAUCGAUACAUGAAUCUAUGGAAGGAGUCAACACUGUCUCUGUUUCAGAUCCUAUAGAGGGUACACAGUACACUUGUAUGGCUGGCAAUUACCUUGGAAAUACAGCACUAAGUGCAGCAGUACCAUAUGACCCAAGAAGACCAACCACCCCUCCUUCAAUGACCGAAACAAUUGAAACGGAAAGAACAACUACAAGUUCGUCAGAUGAAUAA